UCAGCCCUUGCGGAUUGCGCUACAACGGUCCGCACUGUAUUUUCUCCCACACAGCAAAGGUUGGAAUCAACCCUCGAGCUGUCGCGGUCACUUGCAACUGUUAUUGAGGGCGAUAAUAGCCUUGCGCGUCAUUUUGGCGUUCCUCUUGCUAGUGACUCUAUGGAUAGGAAGAUUGACUCAUUAUUUGACAAACUUCAACUUAUGAAAGACGAUGAAGGGAAGUGUACUAUUUGCUGGCUCGAUAUUGUCCUCGCACCUUCCUAUAAUCCAGCGCGACGAGAAGAUGGCUGUUAUUAUUUACAGCUUGAUGGACGCAGUGGGUUGAUUCGGGUGUCAGAAUCAGACCACAACUUUAUCGAGUCCGGCCUUCCUCAAAAACUCAUUGAUCCACGCUCAUACCCACGCGAUGUAAAGUCCGAGGAAGAGACGAUGAAGUUAGUCGGGGGGUUGUUAUUGAAUUUGAACAAAGUUGCCUCGCAGAGUAAGUAUCCU
Molecule: messenger RNA, 492 nt
Organism: Aspergillus steynii IBT 23096
Lineage: Eukaryota; Fungi; Ascomycota; Eurotiomycetes; Eurotiales; Aspergillaceae
Exons: 2
Source: RefSeq, a predicted model, not a curated record